Molecule: messenger RNA, 3571 nt
Organism: Cercospora beticola
Lineage: Eukaryota; Fungi; Ascomycota; Dothideomycetes; Mycosphaerellales; Mycosphaerellaceae
Source: RefSeq, a predicted model, not a curated record
GCUCGACACCAGCACUACAGCACUGCCCAUGGGACGCUCUCAAGCCAUACCAGCGAACCAGCUACAGAACAGCACUUCCUGUUCUCACCGUCUCGCUCGUCCCUCUCUCAAGAUGCCUCCCAAGAAGAUGCAGUCUCUGUUCGCUGCCAAAUCCAAGCCCGGUGAGAGCCGCAAGCGACUUACACUCACCAACAAGCUGGACCGCAUGUUCGAUCUCCCAAAUACUAACAAGGUCGAGAUCCUCGACAAGCUCGAAGGGGCGGCCAAAGCUUUCCGUGGAAAGCGAUAUCACGCGCCCAGGACCAAAUCUCGUCAGGACCAUCACCGACGCAUGUACAUCGCGUAUUUGGCAUGGAAGAGGAAUGAGGAUCCUGAUUGCCGGAGCGAUGAGAAGUGGGACGAAUGUAAGUUGAGCAAACCAUCCCCAUCUGCAUACCCCCCAAACACUUCACACAUGUCAUGGCACUUGGUGCAGAAACGUGACGAGUCUCUGGCGCGAGCGAUGUUCAGAGACAUUGCAAGUUGGCCCUUUGCCUCUGUGUUCACGGCACACGGUCUGCCACCUGGUCUAGAAAGUCCCAGCUCAAUUCCACAGACUCUCGACAGAGCGCCCUUGCUGACAGCCCUGACAAAAUUAGUCCUCUUUCCCGAAGAUUUUGAAGUCUUGUGGCAGAGUGUAAGGGAAUUCAUGAUCUGGGUCUACCAUCUUGCUUCACCACGAUCUUUGGCUACCGGCGAACGCAUUCAGUAUCGCAGUCUGUGCCACUAUCGCGACUCCAUCAUGUAUCUCGCCUUUCGCUCGUACCGUAUGCGCAGAAUCGCGGCACCUCCACUGCAGACGGCCCACUUUGAGAUGACCGAGGCCAUGAGAGGCGUCGUCGACGAAUAUGGUGAUCCCAACGCAAAACGAGUGCCAAAGACCUACCUGGGCCUCGUUGAGCUGAGACAGCUCAUUGAUCAAGAAAUGCAGACGAAUCGCAGCAUCGAAAACUCCGAGCAGCAUCAGGCCGUUUGGUGCAUCGUUCGGCAUACAUCUGCACGCCCAGGCAGCAUUGGCACAAGUGGCAAAUAUGCUCGCAACCUGCCUCUGCAGUGGCGCAAUGUCGAGUUCUACCGUGGUGACAACCCGGGUGAAUUCACCUGUGUUCUCGAAUUCGACGACAUCAGAAUCAAGCGACCAAGCGACCCAGAGCGGGCUGCUCGUCAUCAGGAAGACGAGACACCGCUGAAAGUGGUGAUGAAAUCACCCCAGCCUGACAACAUCAUCUUCUCGGUUCCACACCGUCUGCUAGUGAUCGCUCUUCGCCGCAAAGCACUACAGGGAAUCGACACCAUCGCAGAGCUGCUUGAGGGUACCCAGCAGCGCAUUCUCGUCAAGGAUGAGUUCAAAGACCAAGCGCUCUUCUACCGCAGCCAGCCCAAAGGCACCGGAAUCGACACGAAGCAACCAUUAAGUGCAAAUGCGAUGACAGAUUACCUCAAGAACCGCGCCAGAACACUAGGCUACACGGGUGCCGUCACCAUGUACUCGCUUCGUCGCAUGAUUGCCACGGAACUAGUCGCUCGCAUCGGUUUUGAGCGCACACGUGUGCUAAUGGGUCACUCUCCCGACUCAACAACCCUUGAACGCUACUACUUCGCUAUGGGCGACAUCUUCGACUCGACAUCUGCUGCUCUCCAGCAACCUCUUGCUGAAGGAGGCAUCUCCGAGAAAAUUGUCAAGGAAUGGGCACCAUUAGCUCUUGGUCGCCUGGAUGAUAUUCAGCGAAACAAUACGCGCGGUCUUGCCUUACGCGCGAUGACCAACCGGCUUAUCAACGACGAUCAAGGCCCACCAGAGAAUCUUGACAGGCCAGAAGUCCGCAAACAAUAUCGUGCUCGAAUGAGGGCAUGCGCGCAAAAGGCGUUGAUGGAGGAACAAGCCAAUAUCGCCAAGAAAACUUUGACCCAAGCUGAGUUUAGAGCUCGCAGGGGUGCAAUGAAUGCUUCACACUUUGCGGAAGCUGUCCUAGCACGUGCACAAGCGAUCGCCAGCUCGCACACUGGGACGCCUGACACGCCAGACGCCGUCGCCGAGACUGACGCGCUAGAGGUGCUGGAGACCGAUGUUGUGGAGGGGGAUCUCGACGCCCUUGCGCAAAAAUAUGUUGAUGAACAGCAGGACAGCAAUGACUCACCGCUUGGCCACGUCGAGAUGGGCAUUGAUCAGGAGCUUGAUCCUGAACCCCAAGAUGAGGAAACUGCUGUUCCCUACAAAGGCGUGGCCGAGGUUUUCAUGGGUGUUCUGAUGGACAACUCUGCAAAUCUCACAGAGGUAUGGUCAGAGAAGUGGAAGAGAUGUCCAGAGUGCUUUCUUGAUCCGACGGUGUCGUACGAGAAGAAGGCUCAGGAGUAUCCCAACAAGACGAAACUGGAACAGCACUUGACGGAGUCCACGUUCCACACUCCCCUCGACAGAAUCCGGCGCGAGCAGAAGAAUUGCCAGGCCGACCACCCGAAGGGCAAGUGGCAAUGCAAGUACUGCCAGCACGCAGAUGAUAUGCCCGAGGAGGAUAAGAAACUCUGUUCCAGCCACAGUCAGCUGACCACACACAUCAAGGACAGCAAUGCUGAGAACACCAGCGCGGAACACGACAGGCUCAAAGCUGAAGAUGGUUGGUAUGACCCCGAUUGGACCCGCCUCAACCCAGCUACGCAAGUCAAAAAGGCACAGGCUGGCAUGAAGAAUCUUAAGACUCUUGGCUUCUCUACGGCCGAGCAGAAGCGUGGCAAUGGUGAGGAUUUCGCUGCCUUCCCUGGCCUUGUACGAGGCACAACGGCCGCACCACUUGCUCGGUUUGGUGACGCAUUCAGUGCGGGGAGCUCUGCUGGCCCAGUUGCAGCAAGUAAGCGUUUCGGUGAUCAGCUCGUCGGCGGUGAGCACAUCAAGUCCGGACUCACGAGCGUGCCUCGCGAACUUCGUGCCGGUUUGAAAUCAGGUGUCAGUCAGCCCGAGGUCGCUGGCCCCGGAGCUCCACUGUCACGCAAGCCAAGCAAAUCGGCACCUUCAGCGUCCAGACAUGGCCCUGCUUCUCGAACGCGGCCUAUGCCCAUAUCCAGCGGUUCAUCGUCCCUCGUCGACGACGACGAUGUUUUCACAGAUCGCGGCCCGAGGGACGAUGACAAUCCAGAAGGUGGAAAGGGGGGAAGAGAGCCUUUUCGUCUCACAAGACACGGACAAUGAAGAUGGGGAUCUCUAACACAGAACAGCAGUCAGGUCCAUUGCAGUUGUUACUUUCGCUCCCAAAGCCCACUGUAGUCUGGAACGGUACACUUUCGCUCGACCAAAUUGUGGUGGAAGAGAGAGGUACUGGUCGAGCGGCUGCGAUUGUCGCUGGCCAUGGCAUGAUGGAUUGCCAUGAAAGGAUUGCUAGGGUCGCAGAGCAUCGGGACACCUGGCAGCUGGAAGCAUAUGCUGCCAUGCCUACAUAUCAUUGUAUCUUAGCAUUAGACAUCUUAUCGGCGCUUGAAGUUCGGUUUCAGCAAUUUAUGCUUCGAUUCACCAUAGAAACUGUAAAACAUACAAAUCCAG